AUGCUGUUCUCAAAGACCCUUGGACUCCUCCCCUUCGUGGCUAUGGCUCUAGCUGGCGCUUCCAAAUUCGCCAAUACUUGCCAGGACAUUGACGGUGAAGGUACUACACUGCAUUCACAGUGCCGUGAUAGAGAAAAUGGCCAGCUGCAAUCGACCACAUUGGACUUAAACCGAUGUCUCAAGAACGACAAGGGCAAGCUCAAGUGCGGAAAGAAUGGCAACUACUCUAGUUCGUGCAUCAACUGUGCCAUGCGUGGAACCGCCGAGUUUUCCUGCCAGUGCCGCAAUUCGGAGGAAGAUCAUCGCUAUGUUCAUACUGUCAUUGAUCUGAGUGAGUUGAAAUUUCUUCAUGAUCUCCUACCCCCACACCGGAACCUCCAGGGCUUGGAACUAACACAUGUGCCCUCAAGACAAAUGUGUUGCCAACAACCACGGCGACCUUGGUUGCUAGACUGCAAACUGCUCGAUUGUGCCGAUGGGAGAACAUGA
Molecule: messenger RNA, 489 nt
Organism: Penicillium salamii
Lineage: Eukaryota; Fungi; Ascomycota; Eurotiomycetes; Eurotiales; Aspergillaceae
Source: the annotation of a GenBank genome assembly